ACGUGAGGCUUAUGAUUGGACAACGAGAACGUAGAAGUUUGUGCUUGCUUCCGGUCCGCGAGCCCAGAGAACUAACUUGGGGUCUUUUCUCAAGGUGGAUGUAGAAGCGGGCGCUGGCCUCCCACUCUCCUUUCCAUUUGGGUUUAGCGUCUGGGUCACUGAGAACGACGUCUGAAUAGGGCCUUGGAUCCUUGCCAUGGAUGAAGGUGGUUCCCGCAUCCGCCGGCGGGUGUCUCUCCCCAAAAGGAACCGUCCAAGCCUGGGGUGCAUUUUUGUCGGUCCCACUGCGGCCGAGCUCGAGCCCGGAGAUGAGGGGAAAGAAGAGGAGGAAAUGGUGGCUGAGAACAGGAGGCGGAAAACCGCGGGCGUACUGCGGGUCGAGGUACAGCCCCUUCUACUCUCAGAUUCCCCCGAAUGUCUCAUCCUUGGAGGUGGUGGUACAAACCCGGACCUCCUACGUCGCAUGCCCAUUGACAGAGGGGUGGGAGACCAGCAUAAUGACAGUGAAGAGGACAUGUUUGGUGACUAUGAUAGCUUUACUGAAAACUCCUUUAUAGCUCAAGUUGACGACCUGGAACAAAAAUAUAUGCAACUCCCUGAACAUAAGAAACAUGCUACAGACUUUGCCACUGAAAAUCUUUACUCAGAAAGUAUCAAAAAUAAACUCAGCAUUACUACCAUAGGCAAUCUUACUGAAUUACAAACUGAUAAGCACACAGAGAACCAGAGUGGAUAUGAAGGUGUCACUGUUGAACCUGGAGCUGAUCUUUUGUAUGAUGUACCUUCCUCACAGGCUAUAUACUUUGAAAAUUUACAGAACUCUUCAAAUGAUUUGGGCAAUUGUUCUAUGAAAGAAAGGGAUUGGAAGUCAUCCUCUCACAACACUGUGAAUGAGGAACUGCCCCAUAAUUGCAUAGAGCAACGCCAGCAAAAUGAUGAGGACUCUUCCAAAGUCAGAAUUAGUUCGGAUAUGAACAGGAGAAAAAGUAUUAAAGAUCAUCUAAAAAGUGCCAUGACUGGAAAUGCCAAGGCCCAGACACCAAUAUUUUCUAGAAGUAAACAGCUCAAAGACACUCUCCUAUCUGAGGAAAUUAAUGUUGCUAAGAAAACAAUUGAGUCAUCAUCAAAUGACCUUGGUCCUUUUUAUUCAUUACCCAGCAAAGUGAGAGACCUUUAUGCCCAGUUCAAGGGAAUUGAAAAAUUAUAUGAAUGGCAACAUACUUGUUUAACAUUGAAUUCUGUGCAAGAAAGAAAAAAUUUAAUAUAUUCAUUGCCAACAAGUGGUGGAAAAACCCUCGUGGCUGAGAUUUUAAUGCUACAAGAACUGCUUUGCUGUCGGAAAGAUGUUUUAAUGAUUCUUCCAUAUGUGGCAAUUGUCCAAGAAAAGAUUUCAGGUUUGUCAAGUUUUGGUGUAGAACUCGGUUUCUUUGUUGAAGAAUAUGCUGGAAGCAAAGGAAGAUUUCCUCCAACUAAAAGAAGGGAAAAGAAAUCACUAUAUAUUGCCACUAUUGAAAAAGGACAUAGCUUGGUGAACUCCUUGAUUGAAAGUGGAAGAAUUGACAGUCUGGGUCUGGUUGUUGUAGACGAGUUGCACAUGAUUGGUGAAGGAAGCCGUGGAGCUACACUGGAAAUGACCCUAGCAAAAAUCCUCUACACUAGCAAAACAACUCAAAUUAUUGGUAUGAGUGCAACAUUAAACAAUGUUGAAGACCUACAAAAGUUUCUUCAAGCAGAAUAUUAUACCAGUCAAUUUAGACCAGUAUGUACCUAAGGUUGAAUUAAAAGAAUAUCUGAAAAUAAAUGAUACAAUAUAUGAAAUUGACAGCAAAGCUGAGAAUGGCAUGACUUUUUCACGCCUCCUUAAUUUUAAGUAUUCUGAUACCCUAAAAAAGAUGGAUCCUGAUCACUUGGUAGCAUUGGUUACAGAAGUUAUUCCCAAUUACUCCUGCUUAGUUUUUUGUCCUAGUAAGAAGAACUGUGAAAAUGUAGCAGAAAUGAUAUGCAAAUUUUUAAGCAAGGAAUAUCUGAAGCACAAGGAGAAAGAAAAAUGUGAGGUAAUUAAGAACUUGAAGAAUAUUGGCAAUGGCAACCUGUGUCCUGUUUUAAAGCGCACUAUCCCAUUUGGAGUUGCCUAUCACCAUAGUGGCUUAACAAGUGAUGAAAGGAAACUCUUGGAGGAGGCCUACUCCACAGGAGUGCUCUGUCUUUUUACCUGCACAUCUACCCUAGCAGCAGGUAUCAACCUACCAGCUCGAAGAGUUAUUUUAAGAGCUCCCUAUGUUGCUAAGGAAUUUUUAAAGAGGAAUCAAUAUAAACAGAUGAUUGGCAGAGCCGGUCGUGCUGGAAUAGAUACUACUGGGGAGAGUAUCCUCAUACUGCAAGAAAAAGACAAACAACAGGUAUUGGAGUUAAUAACUAGACCAUUGGAAAACUGUUACAGCCAUCUUGUUCAGGAAUUCACCAAGGGAAUCCAAACAUUAUUUCUCUCUUUGAUUGGUUUGAAGAUUGCAACGAAUCUUGAUGACAUCUAUCACUUCAUGAAUGGUACAUUUUUUGGUGUUCAGCAAAAGAUUUUAUUGAAAGAAAAAAGUCUUUGGGAAAUAACUGUUGAAUCACUUAGAUACCUGACAGAAAAAGGACUCCUACAAAAAGACACUAUUUGUAAGUCUGAAGAAGAGGUCCAACAUAAUUUUCAUGUUACAAAGUUGGGACGAGCUUCAUUUAAGGGAACUAUAGAUUUAGCUUAUUGUGACAUUCUCUACAGAGACUUGAAGAAAGGUCUUGAAGGACUUGUGCUUGAAAGCCUUCUUCAUCUAAUCUACCUAACAACCCCCUAUGAUCUGAUUUCACAGUGUAACCCUGAUUGGAUGAUAUACUUCAGGCAGUUUAGCCAACUCAGUCCAGCAGAACAAAAUGUAGCUGCCAUUCUUGGAGUCUCUGAAAGCUUUCUUGGGAAGAAAGCAUCAGGUCAAGCCAUCAGAAAGAAGGUGGACAAGGACGUUGUCAACAGGCUAUAUCUGUCUUUUGUUCUUUAUACCUUGCUCAAAGAGACCAACAUUUGGACUGUAUCUGAAAAAUUUAAUAUGCCUCGAGGAUAUAUACAAAAUCUUCUCACUGGAGCUGCCUCAUUCUCAUCUUGUGUGUUACAUUUCUGUGAGGAGCUUGAGGAGUUUUGGGUUUACAGAGCCCUUUUGGUAGAACUUACGAAGAAGCUGACUUACUGUGUAAAGGCAGAACUAAUCCCUCUCAUGGAAGUUACUGGAGUUUUAGAGGGUCGAGCAAAACAGUUAUACAGUGCAGGUUACAAAAGUCUAAUGCACUUAGCUAAUGCAAAUCCGGAAGUGCUCAUAAGGACAAUUGAUCAUUUAUCAAGACGUCAAGCCAAGCAAAUUGUUGCGUCAGCAAAGAUGCUGUUGCAUGAAAAAGCAGAGGCCCUGCAAGAAGAAGUAGAAGAGCUACUAAGAUUACCUUCUGAUUUCCCUGGUGCUGUGGCUUCUUCCACUGACAAAGCAUGAAGCUAUCUGAUGAGCAUUUUCACAUAUGAAUUUUUUAUUGUACAUGUGUUUUAUUAAAAAUAACUUAUACUUUAUAAAUGAAAAAAUACAUUUUAAGUAUGCAUUAAGAA
Molecule: messenger RNA, 3625 nt
Organism: Rhinopithecus roxellana (golden snub-nosed monkey)
Lineage: Eukaryota; Metazoa; Chordata; Mammalia; Primates; Cercopithecidae
Gene: HELQ
Product: helicase, POLQ like
Exons: 18
Coding region: 1701-3515 (604 amino acids)
Molecular function (GO): nucleic acid binding; ATP binding
Source: RefSeq, a predicted model, not a curated record